CUGCGCGAGCUCAGAGUCAGAGCACAGCACACAGCUGCACUCCGCAGUCAUCGUUCCUUCGCCAGUGUUUACUGAAUCACCGCCAUGCCUUGUACUUUGCUGAAUCUCUGUGAGUAUGACACGCAAAAACUCGUCAAAAUCAAGAGCGUCCGACUUGGGUCGCUGAAGUGGACGUUAAACGGAGUGAUCUUGAUGUUCAUUUGCAUCAUGAUGCUUUGGAAUAAAGAAUAUCAAGAGUAUGAUCUUGUUGUGAGCUCUGUUACCACAAAGGUUAAGGGAGUGGCAAAGAUAACUACACCCGACAUUGGAGAAGUUGUGUGGGAUGUGGUGGACUACAGUGGACCAUAUCAGGGAAGAAACUCCUUUUUUGUGACAACAAAUGUCAUUGUCACAAAAAACCAAAAACAGGGUAAUUGCCCCGAGGUUCUACCACAUGGGAAACUGUGUCGAACAGAUAAAGACUGUGAGAAAGGGUUUUCUGGCCAACAUAGCCAUGGUGUUCAAACAGGUGCCUGUGUGAAGCUGGACGUACUAAAGAAAACAUGUGAAGUUACAGCUUGGUGCCCCGUUGAGAACAAGAAGAAUCCCAGACCUGCACUUUUGGCAUCUGCAGAAAAUUUCACUGUGAUGAUCAAGAAUAACAUCAGAUUUCCAGCAUUUAAUUACAUAAGAAGAAACAUCCUGCCUGAAAUGAAAGACACUGACCUUAAAGGUUGCAUUUAUAACCGCUACAAAAAUCCAUACUGCCCCAUUUUCCGUUUGGGAGAUAUUGUGAGUGAGGCCAAGGAGAACUUUUCAGAGAUGGCAGUGGAGGGUGGUGUGAUCGGGAUCCAGAUCAACUGGGACUGUGACCUGAACCACAUCUUUCACAGCUGUUUGCCCAAAUACUCAUUUCGACGCUUAGACGAAAAAGAAAGCAACCGAACCUUGUACCCUGGGCUCAAUUUCAGGUUUGCAAGAUACUCUACAGUGAAUGGUGUGGAGCAGAGAACGCUCUUUAAAAUGUAUGGGAUUAGGUUUGAUGUGAUGGUGUUUGGAAAGGCUGGAAAGUUCAGCAUCAUUCAGCUAAUCAUCUACAUUGGAUCUACGCUCUCGUAUUACGCUCUUACAACAGUAUUCCUAGACUGGCUUAUUGGAACCGGCUGUUACUCCAAAGAGGCAAAACAGAACUACACUGAGAGGAAGUUUGAGGCCAUACAGGACAGAGAAGAGUGUUUCCUUUGUGUGUCAUUUGUGGAUGAGGACAAGUUAAGGGUGGUGAAAAAAUCCAGAAGGAAAAGACUUCAGGAGACAAGACCCCUUUCCUUACACCAGCCCAAAAAUGAUUUGGCAAGCAUGAAGACUCUGAUGAGCGUUCUGCAGUGUGGUCAAAGCAGAAGUGAGCCUGUACAGAAUGACAAGAGUGGGUGGCUAAAGGAAGACAAAAAGCUUCCCAGAACCAACAGCAGCAGACAAAGCUCAAACACGUCAUUACUGGAGAUGCCACAGUCUGGGUGUCCGGCCUGGUGUCAGUGUGACUGCUGCUGGCCUACCGACUCCUUGCAGGAGCAGCUGUGCUGUCGGUCGAGGAAAGGGCGCUGCAUAACCUCCUCCCCGCUCUUUUCAACUCUGGUUGUCAGUCGCUCCGUCCUGGAGACCGCUUUGUUCUAUGUGGAUCCCCUAGCAGAGCUGCGUGAGGAGGCUCAGCUGCGCCAUGGGGCCUAUGCUCAAUUCAUUAGAUGGCGCUUUGGUGACAGCACACCCAGAGAUGCUAUUCCAGUAAUACCCAGUUGCUGUAUAUGGAGGAUAAGAGCAGAAUACCCCAGCCCUGAUGGGAAAUACAGUGGCCUUAGACUCUAUCAGGCCGUACCGUCUCAGGCAGACUUCAAUAGAUAAGAUUUUAUCCAUUUUAUGAUUAGACAUUUAAUCACUAUGAUAAUGCCUUAGGUAUAAAAGGGAAUGAUUCAAACUACAGUCAAUAUUACAGUAUAUGAUGAGUCAUUUUUAAAAUUUUAACCUGCAAAGCAACCAAAUGAUGUAUCAUUUUAACCACAAAAAAAUGCUGUCGGGACGUAUUUACUAACACAGAUGCCUUUGAACUAAAAAUCUAAAUGAAACCAGAGGUCAAGCAUGUACAACCAACCUGCUUUACUAAUCAUUUUAAGUUCUAUUAAACACUGAUAGACUCAAACUGUAAUGAAUAAAAAUUCUAUCAUAUAAAAAAAGUUUAGUAUAUACUACCACUCAAAAGUUUGUGGUCAGUUUUUUUACGAAAUAAAUUUUUAUUCAGCAAGAAUGCAUUAAAUUGAUCUAAGAUAGAUGACUUUAAGAUAUUUCACAAAACUAUUAAGCAGCACAAUUGUUUUGAACUAUGAUAAUAAUUGUUUCUUAAUCAGCAUAUUACAGUAAUUUUCUGAAGGAUCAUGUGACACUGAGGAAAAAAAAGUUUUAAGUGCUACUAGUUUUAAGUGCGGUGAAAGUGUCCAAUUCACUGCAUAAGUUCCAUAUGGGGUUGUCUCCAUGGAGCUCUAUAACAGUAUAAAAUAUAGUAUAAUUUUGUGUAAAAAAAAAAAAAAAAUUACUUUCAGAAUAAACUGAUUUAACUUUUACUCACCAGUGGCACACUGUCACCUUUUUGGUUCAGGUGAAUGAAUUUAUGUAUUUAGUAUCCACGGUCUUUCAUGCAAGCAUGGAUCAGUCACAAACAGCAUUCACCUGGGAGGAGUUCAGGAACAACAUGAAAAUACUUGAGCCAAAGACAUUUCACACAAAUAGGUGACUUUUUCAAGUAAAGUACUAAUCAAACAAUACUUUUCAAAAGUUCAGGGUCUGUAAGAUUUUUUGUUUUUUUAAAUGUCUCUUAUGCUUACAAUGGCUGCAUUAAUUCGAUCAAAAAUACAAUUUAAAUGCAUUUAAAAAUAAUA
Messenger RNA from Cyprinus carpio (common carp), 2903 nucleotides. Its product is annotated as P2X purinoceptor 4-like. The record is from RefSeq and is a predicted model, not a curated record. Gene Ontology annotation, cellular component: nuclear inner membrane; plasma membrane. Lineage: Eukaryota; Metazoa; Chordata; Actinopteri; Cypriniformes; Cyprinidae. Gene Ontology annotation, molecular function: purinergic nucleotide receptor activity; extracellularly ATP-gated monoatomic cation channel activity; ATP binding. Gene Ontology annotation, biological process: response to ATP; monoatomic cation transmembrane transport.